Molecule: messenger RNA, 895 nt
Organism: Spinacia oleracea (spinach)
Lineage: Eukaryota; Viridiplantae; Streptophyta; Magnoliopsida; Caryophyllales; Amaranthaceae
Exons: 2
Coding region: 93-692 (199 amino acids)
Source: RefSeq, a predicted model, not a curated record
AAAGAGAACAAAGCAAAAUAAAGACUAGAAGAUCUUAUCUUAUCAAACCAAAUUAAAGCAAGUUAACUUAAGCAAAGUUAGUUAUUAUAAUAAUGGCUUCUGUUAUUAUGGCUAAGGGUACCUUUAUUAAGGUCACAAAUGUCGGUUCACCACAAGCUUAUCUUAGCCCUCGUAAAGUCUCAAGGGUUUCGUUCACUUCCGCCACCACGUUUAACGGGAACGUUGCGGGAUACAAAAGCGGAAGAGCUGACAGAAUCAUAGUAAAAGCCGAGGAGAGCAGCAAACAAGUCGGCGAUGUAAUGCAAGAUGCUGCAGACAAAAUCAAAGAGGGCGUUGAGACCGCAACAAAAAACGCCCAAGAAGGCGCAGAUUGGGCAGGCAAGGCAAUAAGCGAGACACAUGAAAAGAACGUGGAUUCAGCUGAGUGGGCAGCUGACAAGGUAAAGGAAGAGGCCGGUAAAGCUGGAGACGCCUUACAAAGUGCAAAAGAAAGCACCGAAGCCAACUUGAAAGAGGCACACGAAAAGAACAAGGAUACGGCGGACUUGGGAGCUGACAAGGUGAAGGAAGCGGCGGAUAAGGCGGGGGAGAUAUCGAAAGAUGUCAACUCGAAAGUGGAAGAGGCGGCCAAGGGAGCGUGGGAAUCAGCCAAGGAUACCGCACAAAAAAUCCAAGACAAAGUAGAGGGUUGAUUUGUAUAUAUCCAACAUCAUUAAUUUUGCCUAAGCGUUGAGAAUGUGUUAGAUAACCUUUUUCUAAUUUAUACUUUCAUUUGUAUUUUAUGUUCAAGUUGUCUAAGAUGAGGAUAAAAUGGCACAUACAGUACAUGUUAAAUUGGUCUACAUUUUAUUCUGUACGAUGUGAUUAAAAUAAUUUGCAACUUCUUUUGAUCUAA